Molecule: messenger RNA, 1269 nt
Organism: Nanorana parkeri
Lineage: Eukaryota; Metazoa; Chordata; Amphibia; Anura; Dicroglossidae
Product: zinc finger protein 500-like
Exons: 7
Coding region: 1-1269 (422 amino acids)
Biological process (GO): regulation of transcription by RNA polymerase II
Molecular function (GO): DNA-binding transcription factor activity, RNA polymerase II-specific; RNA polymerase II cis-regulatory region sequence-specific DNA binding
Source: RefSeq, a predicted model, not a curated record
AUGACCAGAAGUAUUGAAAGCAUUCUGUGUCUUAUCCAGAGUGUUGGCUUGACUGUCAUUAAAGUCGAAGAUGAAGAAGAGAUGUCUAUACUGGGUGAAGAGCCGUGUAAGGAGAAGGAACAUCAGGAGAUCCCUCGGGUCCAUCGUCUGUUUUCCAAAGACUCCACGCAGGAACAUCAGAAGAACCCUCAGGAAGAUCAGAGUGAUGGCUUGACUGUCAUUAAAGUCGAAGAUGAUGAAGAGAUGUCUAUACUGGGUGAAGAGCCGUGUAAGGAGAAGGUAAUCCCUUCAGAGAUCAGCACAGAUGGAGCCAGUAAUGGAAACCCACCAGAGAGAUGUCCCCGUCCUCUGUAUCCCGGGAACUCCACGCGGGAACAUCAUGAGAUCCCUAAGGCCCCUCCUCUGUAUUCCCGGGAUUCCACGCAGGAACGUCAUGAGAUCCCUCAGAGUGAUGGCUUGACUGUCAUUAAAGUUGAAGAUGACGAAGAGAUGUCUAUACUGGGUGAAGAACCAUGUAAGGAGAAGGUAGUCCCUCCAGAGAUCAGCACAGAUGGAACAAGAAGGAAUAACUUGGCCGAAGGUCCUGUGAUCUGUCUAGACAGUGAGACGGAAGACACCGACAUCACGUCUGAUUCUUCGGACUAUGACUCCAUUACGCCGAGUCGCCGUUCAGUCCUUCCUAGUGCAGAUCUUUCCUCCGAUCCGCCCGCCGUCACCAAUCCCGCGCGGUGCAGCAAGGGUGAGAUUUUACCGCGUCCAGAGGGAGGCGAAACUGUUACCAAGACAGAGAACGUUGUUGAGCAAGAGACGAGAGACACGGGCCAGAGUGAGAGUUCUUUCACUUGCUCCGAAUGCGGAAAAUGUUUUGCCCUGAGAUCGAGCCUUACCCGACACCGGAGAGCGCACACCGGGUCCAAGCCGUACGUGUGCACCAAAUGCGGGAAAGGUUUUCUUCUCAGGUCGUACCUGACCAGCCACCAAAAGGUUCACUCAGGGGAGAAGCCCUAUUCCUGCCCCGAUUGUGGCAAAUGUUUUGCCGUCAAGUCGGGUUUCACCCGCCACCAGAAAGUCCACAGUACCGAGAGACCGUUUUCGUGCGAGCAAUGUGGGAAGUGUUUCCAGUGGAAGUCAUCCCUGGACUAUCACAAGAAGACGCACGACGUCGAAAAGCCGUUUGCGUGCCAGCAGUGUGGGAAGUCAUUUCAGUGGAGGACGUUUCUCGACUUUCACAUGCAUACGCACAGCGAUGAAAAGCCCCUUUUCUCCUGA